AUAUAUAUAUCCUUCUACAUAUAUUCACAAUUUGUAGGUAGUACAAGAACUGAAAAAUAAUUUUUGGUUGCCAGUAUACCUGUAGUCGUUGCACUGAUCAGUCGAUAGUUUUGUGAUAAAUUAUUUCUCAAGUGAAUUAAAUUAUUAACCAUGGGACGUGAUUCUAGAAAGGUUUCAAGAGAACUUCGGAGUUCUGAAAAAAUUAAUAAGUCGCGUUCAGUCAAAAGAAAGAAUGUUUUUAAUCCGAAAACAGCCGAACGUGAUGAAAGUAUUCAGAGUACAUCUUCUAAAAAAUUAAAACAAAACACUGAAGAUGAUGUACCUGAAGACAGCAGUACUGAAUUUCGAAUAAUAAAUUUUAUUCAGGUAUUCACUGCAAUUUCUGCUCUUAUAAAAUGUAAAAAAUGUGAUGGAAAUGUAGUGUUUCAAACAGCAAGUACACGUGGGCUGGGAUUCAAAAUUGUAGUUGCAUGUAAUAACUGUGGAAAUGAAUAUAUUCCUUCCUGUUCUUUCGUUGGGCAUUCUUAUGAAAUAAACAGACGUUUCAUUUUUGUAAUGAGAAUACUAGGAAUAGGAUACGAAGGAUUGUGCAAGUUUUGCGGCCUGAUGGACAUGCCGUCUUUUUUAGAUAAAUCUACGCAUACAAUUUUACUGAAACAGAUUUUGAAUUGUAGUAAAGCCGUCGCAGAAACCUUCAUGACGAAAGCUGUGAAUGAAGAAAAGCAAGCAAUGCCAACAACUGAAAAUGAAGAUAUAAAUCAUCUAACUGUAUCGGGAGAUGGAACCUGGCAAAAACGGGGAUAUACAUCGUCAUUUGGAGUUUCUUCUAUAAUUGGCUAUUUUACUGGAAAGAUUCUUGACAUAAACAUUAAAAGUGCAUAUUGUAAGCUAUGUGAGUAUUGGAAAAAAAAAACAAAUACUGUUGAGUUCGAGGAAUGGUAUCAAUCGCAUGAAGAUGUGUGUUCUGCUAAUCAUCAAGGGUCUUCUGGGAAAAUGGAGGUGGAUGCGAUGGUCGAAAUGUUUUCGUAUUCUGAAACUAAAUAUGGAGUUAAGUAUGCCAACUAUAUUGGUGAUGGUGACUCCAAGACCUAUUCAGGAAUUAUAAAAUCAGAUCCUUACGAAAAUACAACUGUAAAUAAAAAGGAAUGUAUAGGGCAUGUCCAAAAGCGGAUGGGGAGUCGAUUACGUACGCUGAAGAGUAAACAAAAAGGUCUUGGUGGUCGAGGUAAGCUCACAGGAAAAUUAAUAGACAAACUAACUGUGUACUAUGGUUUAGCAAUACGCCGGCAUUGUGAUUCUAUUGAAAAUAUGAAAUCUGCUAUAAUGGCAACCUUUUAUCACUACGGCUCGAGUGAUGAAAAACCGAAUCAUGAUAUGUGUCCAAAAGGCGAAGAAUCUUGGUGCUCUUACCAGCGCGCUGAAGCAAGAGGAGAGCUUGAUACCUUUUCUCACGAUUAUUCUCCUUUACCUUCUGAUGUUUUAAAAGCUAUCAAGCCUAUAUACGAAGAUCUUAGUAAUGAAAAUUUACUUUCAAGAUGUGUAGGUGGAUUCAAUCAGAAUAAUAAUGAAAGCUUUAACCAACUAGUAUGGAAAAUAUGCCCAAAAACGUCUUGAUGAAUACACUAGGACUUAAUUGUGGGCCUAAUUCUCAUCGGUAUGCAGAAAGAAUGGAUGCUGCACGUAUCAAAGUAGCAGAUAAGCGCGCUAAUGAUAACACCCGAGAAGGUCGAUUGCAACGUAGGCACCAGCAAAUCGAUAUUUUGGAAGCUGCUAUGUCGGCUGAAGAGCUAUUAUAUGGUCCAGGAAUAGAUGACUCAGUAUGAAUCUCCAAGGACUUAUGAUGAUCACCGCAAAGGACUUCGGGAGGAACGGGCUCUACAAAAACAGCGAUAACUUUUUGAAUUAUUAAUUUUUUUUUUUGAAAUUUUCGUGAAGUCAAAUCGAAACGUGUUCUAAUAAAGCUAUGUUUUUAUUUUUGUCAAAUAAAGUAAUUAACUACAAAAAAAAAAUUAUUGAAAAUCAUC
This is a messenger RNA of Microplitis mediator, 2024 nucleotides long. RefSeq lists its product as uncharacterized. The transcript is spliced from 3 exons. The coding region runs from base 151 to 1614 and encodes 487 amino acids. The record is from RefSeq and is a predicted model, not a curated record. NCBI's taxonomy places the organism in Eukaryota, Metazoa, Arthropoda, Insecta, Hymenoptera, Braconidae.